Messenger RNA from Ornithorhynchus anatinus (platypus), 3618 nucleotides. RefSeq names its product galanin receptor 1 (gene GALR1). The coding region runs from base 9 to 1073 and encodes 354 amino acids. Lineage: Eukaryota; Metazoa; Chordata; Mammalia; Monotremata; Ornithorhynchidae. The record is from RefSeq and is a predicted model, not a curated record. Gene Ontology annotation, cellular component: membrane. Gene Ontology annotation, molecular function: galanin receptor activity. Gene Ontology annotation, biological process: negative regulation of adenylate cyclase activity; G protein-coupled receptor signaling pathway; positive regulation of cytosolic calcium ion concentration. The transcript is spliced from 3 exons.
CCCGCCCGAUGGAGCCGUCCACCCCGAGCGGACCGGUGGAUGGGUGGGACCGGACCUCUCCUCCAGGUCCGGCGGGACCGGAGCCGGAGUGGCCCCCGGGGCCGCCCCUGGGCGUGGAGAACGUGGUGACCCUGGUCGUCUUCGCCAUCAUCUUCGCCCUGGGCGCGCUGGGCAACGGGCUGGUCAUCGCCGUGCUGGCUCGCCGCCGGCCGGGCUCGGCGCGAAGCCCCACCAACGUGUUCAUCCUCAACCUGAGCGUGGCCGACCUGGCCUACCUGCUCUUCUGCGUGCCCUUCCAGGCCACGGUCUACGCCCUGCCCAGCUGGGUGCUGGGCUCCUUCCUUUGCAAGUUCACGCACUACCUCUUCACCGUGUCCAUGCUGGUCAGCAUCUUCACGCUGUCGGCCAUGGCCGUGGACCGCUACGUGGCCAUCGUCCACGCCCGCCGCUCGCCGGUCCUGCGCGUUGCGCGCAAUGCCCUGCGCGGCGUGGGCCUCAUCUGGGCUCUGGCCCUGAUCCUGGCCGCCCCGGUGGCGCAAAACCAGCGCCUGGUGUACAGCGCGCUGGGCAACCUGACCUUCUGCUGGGAGCUGUGGGCCGAGCCGGGCCACAAGCGCCUCUACGUCGUGGCCACCUUCGUCCUGGGCUACCUGCUGCCGCUGCUUAUCAUCUGCUGCUGCUACGCCAAGGUCCUUAACCAUUUGCACAAAAAGUUGAAAAACAUGUCAAAGAAGUCCGAAGCAUCCAAGAAAAAGACGGCUCAGACGGUCCUGGUGGUGGUUGUGGUUUUUGGCAUCUCCUGGUUGCCGCAUCACGUGAUUCACCUGUGGGCAGAGUUUGGGGUCUUCCCGCUGACCCCGGCCUCGUUCCUCUUCAGGAUCACGGCGCACUGCCUGGCCUACAGCAACUCCUCCGUCAACCCCAUCAUCUACGCCUUCCUCUCGGAGAACUUCCGCCAGGCCUACAGGCAGGUGUUCCGGUGCCAGCUGGGCAGCCCCACGCCCCUGCGCGAGGCCAAGGACAACCGAAGCCGCCAGGACACACCGCCCUCCACCAACUGCACCCAUGUGUGAAACCCCACCGUGCCGGCCUGGAUCUUCCCAGUCCAAGGCCUGCCCCACUCCACCACCCUGGCCCCGGCCCUGUCCCCGGCUGCCUUCCUUGGUGCCCGGCCCGGUCUGAGAUUGCUACACCUGCUUGGGCCCCCUUGCACUGGUGACUUGCUCCUUUCCCGCACUACAACAGGGACUUAUCCUUCUCGCUCCCAACUGCACUAGCACUAGUUACUUGGGCUCCCCUCGUCGCCAACCCUGUCCUCCCACUGCACUGGCUACUGGUCUCCAGAUUUUCAGGCCUCUCCACUCCAGGGCUCCAUGGCAGCAAAGUGGUCCUAUCCAGGGGCCUCAUUGAGCCCUCCUAGCCCCCAGUGCCCAGAAAAGUGUCUGUCUGAGAAACUGCCACCUGAGCCCAAACUGCCCUCGAUCCAGGGUACGCUGAGCUCCAGAUGGUUUCCUGGGACUCUCCACCCUGGGGUCACUGGCUCACACCUUGUCCUGACCCGAGCACUUUUUUGGUUUUCCAACAGAUGUAACCUCCAGAGGGAGUGGAAGUUGGGCUCAGAGGAGACUCUGGUUCAGAGACCGUGAUCCAGAUCCACUCUUCCUGCCCCCCUCAUGGAUGGAUUGGGGGAGGUCUCUAGUCUACAUCCCCAGUUCCCAGCAGGUGUGUGGGGCAAAUUGAAGAGUUGGUCAGUGAUAGGCUGGAGAUGGGGGAUGAAGAGUCCCUAGGCUGGACUGUUCAUCCUCCCUCUCCACUACUGCUGGAGGAAGCAGGUCCAGCCCAGGCCUGAGAGAGCAGGGGCCACCAGGCAAGGUUGCUACAGGGGGUCUGUGAUGCAUCUCUACCUGGUUUGGGGAUGACCGUCCAGCCCAAGCAUUCGGUGGCUGUCCGACCCGAGGUUCGUCAGGAACCAGCCUCACCUGCCUGGCUCAGAGUGGGGGUCCCUCUGCCCAGCUUCCGCCUGGGGGGCUUUUUCAGAAAGCUGCUGCCCUGGACUUUUGGACAACAACCAGAGCCAGUCCAGAGAAAGGGUGUGGGUGGGCCCAAAUGGGGGUAGGCACUAGCCAGCACCACCUGGGAUGUUUUCUGAGGUGUCUCUAGCCUGGGCCAAUUCAAAACUACAUGAAUACACCGAUAUUUAAAUAGGAAACAUGGUGUCGUGUGGUUCCCUGGACCAGCCGCUUCCAAACUCAACUGAUUGGAGCCAGAGCAAGGUCUCAGUCCCAGGCAAGGUUAUGAAAUCUACCAUGCAGGGGCAUGAGUUGAAAGCAGCUUGUCUUUGUAGCCUGCAGCAUGCAGGCCUGGUAUGGUUUACAGGGGGCUUCUGCUCAAAUGGAGUCUUGGCCAGGGCCUAGCCCAGCCUCCUUGACCUUCACCCUACUUGCCAGCCAGAGAGCUCCUGAUCUUUGAUCUGAAUAUCCUGGUUCCUGUCCCAGUAGUGGGGAGAUGGAAUCCCUGUCCUGGACAUGGACCCUGCUUAACUGUCAGCUGGGCACACCCUAGAUCCUGGAGUCCUGGCUCUGACAGAGGAAGAAUACCACCACAAUAAAGCUAGAAUCCCGUCCACAAUGGAACUAGGAACCUGGAUCCCUGAUUGGGUUGAAACUGGAGUCCUCUCUGCAAUAGAGCUGGGAUCCUGGAGUUCUCUCUAUGAUGGAGCUGGGGCUCUGGGGUCCUGUCUGCAAGGGAGCCGGAACCCUGGAGUCCUGUCAUGUCGGAGCCGGCUCUUCCCGUCAGUGGUGAGGAUAAUGGCAGCCUCCGGGUGGCUUUGCUAGAGACUGAGGAGCCAGAAGUCGUGCUUUGGCCCUCAGCUUGCCCAGCAGGCCAGACAGUCUUCCCCCUAGCCUGGCUCUGGGCUCUGUCUGGAUCUCUGGAUCUCUGGACUGGGAGUCAGUCAGUCAAUUGUUUUUAUUUAGCACUCAUUGUGUGCAGAGCACUGUUCUAAGGGCUUGGGAGAGUACAAUAACAAUAAACAGCUCGCAUUGCGAGCUUACAGUCUAGAGGGAAUCUAUGGACUUCCCCAUUUCCAGCCUGUGGCACACAUCUUGCUCCAUUCGGGGUUGGCUGGCUCCACACCCGCCUACCCCCAUCUCCGGUGGGAGCCACUCACUCUGAUGAAGUUGGUUUUGGGGAAGAGCAAUUCUGGAUUCACCUUGUCCAAACCUUUACCUAGCUUUAUCCUGACCCCUCUCAGCCUUUUUCUUUCUAGGCUGAAAAGUCCUGGUCUUUCGAUCUAUUCUCUUUCAGGAUCUGCUCCAUCCCCCUGCUCAUCCUGGUUUCCCUUCUCUAGUUCUACCACAUUUGGGCCCUUUCCUGAGGGUUCAGGGAUCAGGACCCUUUGGAUGUGCAGUAUCGGAGCAGAAAAUGUUCUUUCUGUCUUGAGGUGGAUCUGGGGUCCAAUUUGUGAAUUUGGGGGAUCUUCAGAGGUCCGACUGAGUUGCUGGUGUUAUUUAAUGUUGGAUUCUGAAAUUUAACUCUAAGAGGCAAUGGAAAGCCCAUGAGGCUGGAAUCAACUGAGAGGCAGCAUGACCUAGUGGAUAGAACAUGGGCUUGGGAGCC